This is a messenger RNA of Phycodurus eques (leafy seadragon), 1281 nucleotides long. RefSeq names its product early activation antigen CD69-like. The record is from RefSeq and is a predicted model, not a curated record. The transcript is spliced from 7 exons. NCBI's taxonomy places the organism in Eukaryota, Metazoa, Chordata, Actinopteri, Syngnathiformes, Syngnathidae. The coding region runs from base 227 to 1024 and encodes 265 amino acids.
CAGUCUUCAACAAAGUGCUGAAGAUCGCAAACGUCUGGGAGCAGAGCGCAUUUUUCUCCCCGAUUGCACAUUUUCAAGUUAAAAACCUUUUUGACACAUUGUCGCACCUUUUUGUCAUUACUGAUUACACUUGCAUGACGACAGGUUACAUAACUCCAAUCAGCCAUUCAUCCCCAGCAAACACUUUUCCUGGGAAAGUGAAAUUUAACUGAAGAAGAAAGAAAUCAUGGAGAUGGAGGAAGUCGAUGCCAAGAAAAAACAACUUGAAGAGGAUAUGGCAACAAACAAACCUAUGCUAGAAGUCAGAGCAGGACCAGGCGAAUACACAAGACUGCAAAAGCCAACUGAGGAUAUCUAUUCAAAUGUUGUGGAUCCAACCAAACAACGAGCCAAACAGGUCCAAGGUCCCGUGAGGCCUUACCGUGUUGCAUGCUUGAUCCUGACCGUGCUCUGCUUGGUGCUGCUGGUUGUCAUCAUCCUCUUGGUGAAAAUGACAGCUGAAUCCACCGCCUGCCCGGUGAGCUCGGCGAGUUGGGUUCCACCAACAUGCAGCACGGACCAGUGCACGGCUUUCACUUCUCAAGAUCAACACCAAUGUUACUGCUGCAACCAGUGCCCCCCGGGGUGGCUGAGACUGGAGGAGUCCUGUUUCUUCUUGUCCAAACUCAGGCUCAGUUGGGAGGAGAGCCAGAGGGACUGUUUGGAGAAAGGAGGAUCUCUGGCUGUGGUCAGCAGCCACAAAGUCCAGAACUUUCUCAGUCAAUGUGGGAAUUUCAUGAAAUACUGGAUCGGUUUGCGGCGCAUUAGGGAUAUGUGGAUCUGGGUGGACAACACCAACUUGCAACAGAGUUACUGGGGAGCAUACCUGACAACAGGGAACUGUGCGAUGCUUCACAGCAACGGCCUUCCAGACAACUGGAUGAUGAUUCCCUGCCGCUCAUACAUGUACUACAUCUGUCAGAGGAACCUCGGAACCGCAGUUCACCAGGACACUCCUCUCCUGCAUCCAAUUGAAAAACCCUAAACGAUAGAUGCUCUGCAAGUUGAGAUACAUAACACUGUAUAAUGUCUGUAGCAAUUUGUAGCAACAUUUCUAUUAUAUAAUACGCUUAGCAUAAUUAUUAGACCACGUGUUAUGAUAACGAGCUUUAACGUGGGCUCUUUUAAUUUUUCUUUGGGCUCUCAACAGUCACCAUUUUGAAAAGGCUGAGGAAUUUCAAAUUGAAUUCCCCCUUUUUCAAACCUUGAAAUGAAUCAUUAAUUAAAAUCAGAACGCAAGCA